Molecule: messenger RNA, 3666 nt
Organism: Striga asiatica
Lineage: Eukaryota; Viridiplantae; Streptophyta; Magnoliopsida; Lamiales; Orobanchaceae
Source: the annotation of a GenBank genome assembly
AUGACGACGAACAAACAAGUGGAAACACCAUCACCAAUAUCCUCCUCAUCUUUUUUUCUCCUGCUGCUUUUAUUGUGUCUCUGCUUCUCGGGCUCAAUUAGGGCCCGAAAUCUGCAGCAGACCGAUAAUAGUGGUGAAGCCGGCACCUUAUUAGCCUUCAAGCAGUCCUCAAUCCAGUCCGACCCGAACCGGUUCCUGGCCGGGUGGGCCCCAACUUCCUCCGACGCGCUCUGCUCCUGGAACGGAGUCACGUGCAACGACCAAGGCCGGGUCGGAAAACUCGAUCUCCGGAAUGUGGGCCUAACGGGCCGCCUCCAGUUAACCGACCUAAUGCCGUUAACCGGCCUCACCACCCUCCUUUUCGCCGGCAACUCCUUCUCCGGUAACCUCACCUCACCUUCUAAUAAUAAAUUCGCCUGCAGUUUCCAGUUUGUCGACCUAUCAUUCAACGCAUUUUCCGAGCCCCUUGCCGCGAAUUACACUUUCACCCCGUGCCAAGAUCUCGUUUAUUUGAACCUCUCCCACAACUCGAUCCCCGGAGGAAGCCUCGUGUUCGGGCCCUCUCUCUCCCAGCUUGAUUUGUCAGCCAACCAGAUUUCGGAUUUGGGCCUCGCGGGCUCGAUCCUCUCCGGCUGCCAGAACUUGAACCUGCUCGACCUCUCGGGGAACAGGCUGUCCGGGCCGCUGCCGGGCUCCAUCUCGUCCUGCUCCAGGCUCACCACCCUCGACCUUUCCAAUAACCACUUCUCGGGGGAUUUACCGGCGGGCUUUGUAACUGGUCCGGUGCCUUCGCUUGACUACCUCGACCUCUCCGGCAACAACUUGACUGGGGAUUUCCGGAAUUUCGAUUUCGGUUUAUGUGGGAAACUUACGUUGCUCAAUUUAUCCCAAAAUAGUCUCUCGAGUCUGCCGGCCAGCGUUGCCAACAGUGACAGCCUCGAGAGCCUGGACCUGAGCCACAACCUGAUCCGGCACAUGAUUCCGGGGAAGAUUUUGGGGAAAAUGAAGGGUUUGAAGAAAUUGAGUUUGGCCAACAAUCAGUUUUUCGGGGAGAUUCCAGAUGAAUUGAGUAGCGUCUGCCGGACGCUGGAGGAGCUCGAUCUUUCUAGUAACCAAUUGAUCGGCGGGCUUCCUUCUGGAUUCGUGGCGUGUUCGUCAUUGUACAGUUUGAACCUAGGCAGCAAUCAGCUUUCAGGGGAUUUUCUGAACACGGUCGUGAGCUCUCUCAAGAGCCUUCAGUACCUCUACCUCAAGUUCAAUAAUAUCACUGGCCGUGUCCCGAUUUCCUUGACUAACUGCACUCAGCUUCGGGUAUUAGACCUCAGCUCGAAUAGCCUGAUGGGCAAUGUGCCUUCUGAGUUUUGUUCGGGUACACCGAAUCCGCCUCUCGAGAAACUGUUGCUGGCCGAUAACUACCUCACGGGCUCUGUCCCGUCAGAGCUCAAGCUUUGCAAAAGCCUCAGAUCAAUCGACCUCAGCUUCAACUCAUUGGAAGGCCCAAUCCCGGCCAAGAUCUGGAGCUUGCCCCAGCUCUCGGAUGUUGUCAUGUGGGCGAAUAAUCUGACGGGUGAAAUUCCAGAGGGCAUUUGCGUCAAAGGCGGCAACCUCCAGAUGCUGAUCCUAAACAACAAUGCCCUAACCGGAAGCAUCCCAAAGUCAAUAGUCAACUGCACCAACCUCAUUUGGAUCACCCUCGCCAGCAACCGCAUUUCCGGCGAGAUCCCGGCCGGAAUCAACAACCUCCAACGCCUGGCUAUACUCCAGCUGGGGAACAACUCCUUGAGCGGGCCCAUCCCGCCAGGUAUUGGCCAGUGCAAGGGCCUCAUAUGGGUGGACCUCAACAGCAACGAGCUCAGCGGCCCAGUCCCCGGCGAGCUGGCGGCGCAGACGGGCCUCAUAAGUCCCGGCAGCGUGACCGGGCGGCAGUUUGCAUUCGUCAGGAACGAAGGCGGGACCCAGUGCAGGGGCGCGGGUGGGCUCGUCGAGUUCGAGGGGAUCAGCAAGAACAGGCUGGCGGCAUUCUUCCCCAUGGUCCACUCGUGUUCAAUCACAAGAAUCUACUCGGGUACGGCCGUGUACACGUUCGCGGCCAACGGCAGCCUCAUUUAUCUCGAUCUCUCCUACAAUCGCCUCUCGGGGAACAUACCCGACGCUCUCGGCACAAUGCCUUACCUGCAAGUCCUCAACCUCGGCCACAACCAACUAACGGGCGAAAUCCCAUUCUCGUUGGGUGGCCUGAAGACCGUCGGUGUCCUUGACCUGUCGCAUAACGGGCUUCACGGGCCUAUCCCGGGCUCCCUCGUCGGGCUAUCCUUCCUCAGCGAUUUCGAUGUCUCCAACAAUAACUUGUCCGGGACAAUCCCUGCCGGGGGACAGCUCACGACUUUCCCAACCUCGAGAUACGAAAACAACACCGGCCUCUGUGGGGUCCCGUUGCCGCCCUGCGGGCCGGGCUUCGCCCACCGCGCCUCGGGACCGUCCCGGAAAAAGAAAAAAACGAGCGUGGCAGUCGGGAUGGUGGUCGGGGUCACGCUCUCCGUCACCAGCAUACUGCUGCUACUCUACGCGCUCUUGCGCGCCAGAAAGAGCCGCAAGACGGACGAGAAGCGUGAGAUGUACAUCGAGAGCCUCCCGACCUCCAGCAGCAGCACGUGGAAAUUAUCCGGCGUGCUCGAGCCGCUCAGCAUAAACGUGGCCGCGUUCGAGAAGCCGCUCAGGAAGCUGACGUUUGCGCACCUGCUCGAGGCGACGAACGGGUUCAGCGCCGACACGUUAAUUGGGUCGGGCGGGUUCGGCGACGUGUACAAGGCCCAGCUGAAAGACGGCAGCGUAGUCGCAAUCAAGAAACUGAUCCACGUUACGGGUCAAGGGGAUCGCGAGUUCAUGGCCGAAAUGGAAACCAUCGGGAAAAUCAAGCACCGAAACCUCGUGCCUUUACUGGGAUACUGCAGAGUCGGCGAAGAGAGGCUGCUGGUGUACGAGUACAUGAAGUACGGGAGCUUGGAUUCAGUGCUUCACGACCGCGAGGGAGUCGGUGGGACUCGGCUCGACUGGCCCACGCGGAAGAAAAUCGCGGUUGGGUCGGCCCGCGGGCUGGCCUUCCUCCACCACAGCUGCAUACCGCAUAUUAUCCACCGGGACAUGAAGUCGAGCAAUGUGCUUCUGGACGAGAAUCUCGAGGCUCGGGUGUCGGAUUUCGGGAUGGCUCGACUGGUGAGCGCGCUCGACACGCACCUGAGCGUGAGCAGCCUGGCGGGGACGCCGGGUUAUGUGCCGCCGGAGUAUUACCAGAGCUUCCGGUGCACGGCAAAGGGGGACGUGUACAGCUAUGGCGUGGUGUUGCUGGAGCUGUUGUCGGGUAAGAAACCGAUAGACACGGCGGAGUUUGGGGAUGAUAAUAAUCUGGUUGGGUGGGCGAAGCAGUUGCAUAGGGAGAGGAGGAGUCACGAGAUUUUGGAUCCCGAGUUGAUGACCAAUUUGUCGGGAGAUGCGGAGCUGUACCAGUAUCUGAGGAUUGCGUUUCAGUGCCUUGAGGACAAGCCGUUUAGGAGGCCGACCAUGAUUCAGGUGAUGGCUAAGUUUAAGGAGCUGCAGUCGGAUUUGGAGGGGGAUGUUUCUGAGAAGAAUUCAGCCUUUGACGAGACGCAAGAAAGAGAUCAGAGUUAG